AUGUGGACAUUGUACGUUCAACCACUCCGAGUAGUAAAGCCAGUAGUCUUUGAUACCCAAAAGACUGACAGAGAGCCUACUCUACUACCUGAAGCGUUACGCAGUUUUUUAAAGUCGUCGUCUAAUGCAGAUGAGUCAAGAAAGUCUUCUAGUGAACCUACUACGUCUCGUGAAAUAGAAGCCCAAGGUCAUUUAGCUUCAUGGUUCUCUCAAGCUGAAUCAGAUCCUUUAAUGUUCAAAGGUCUAUCUCGGUAUCAACGUUUAAUGGGAUUUUUGUUAUGCCUGCUUGCAGCCUCUCUUUGUCUGUGUUUAGCAAUGCUUUUUCUGCCAAUGAUUGCAACACCUUUCGGUAUGCGUAAAUAUGUACUACUGCAUACACUUGGUAGUAUUUUACUAGUUGGAAGUUUCUCAUUCCUUUGGGGACCAUGGAAUCAUAUUAAAAGCUUGUUUUCAGCUGAACGUUUACCCUUUACAAUCAGUUAUCUACUAAGUUUAUUUGCUGGUUUGUAUGCUGUGAUUGUCUGGCAUAGUGCUGUAUUCGCAGCAAUAGCUUUGGUCUCCCAGGUUUGUUUAAUUAUAUGGCAAAUUAUUACUACAGUACCUGGUGGUAGAACUGGGCUGAUUGCAUUGUUUCGAGGUAGUCUGUGGACAUUAAAAGGAGUCUCUAGGGGUCUUCCUGUUUAG
Molecule: messenger RNA, 684 nt
Organism: Trichobilharzia regenti
Lineage: Eukaryota; Metazoa; Platyhelminthes; Trematoda; Strigeidida; Schistosomatidae
Source: the annotation of a GenBank genome assembly